This is a messenger RNA of Sclerotinia sclerotiorum 1980 UF-70, 363 nucleotides long. RefSeq lists its product as hypothetical. The transcript is spliced from 4 exons. The record is from RefSeq and is a predicted model, not a curated record. The coding region runs from base 1 to 363 and encodes 120 amino acids. Lineage: Eukaryota; Fungi; Ascomycota; Leotiomycetes; Helotiales; Sclerotiniaceae.
AUGCAAAAGGCACGUAAAGUUGAUGGUGCUGAGCAUGCACAAUCCCUAGAAGAAAUUUUAAUUAGACGAGUCGAAUUGGAGAGGUAUUCACAUACGGCCGAGAAGCGUCAAUGCCCAAGGAAUGACCGUAAAAGACUUCCUCACCCGUCGCGCCCAUUGAUAUAUCUCGCAGUCCCCCAUUUCAACAAGCUCUGCCUCCUUGUUAGAAAGACUGCAUGGGUUAUCGAGUAUAACAGAACGCCAUCAGUGCUGGGACACGAGCUGCGAAAGGUCUACUGCACUUUGAAUGUUGUGGAACACUGUGCGGUUAGAAUAUCACCAAGUCUGUUUUUUUUAAAUAGGAAAUUAGAGACUUCUGUAUAA